AUGUCUUUUUGGGACUGGUUCGCCACCGGUGAAGUCCUCUUUCUGGGUCGUUUUGCUGAGGCUCACCACUUGCCCAACACUCCAACCCCCAAUGUGAUCGAAGUAUGCCUCAACUUGGACGACAAAACCAGGGUUCAGAACCCGGCCAGCCUUAUGGCCGAUCUUAUGGCCAGCCAACGCUUUAUCGACACUCAGCCACCUGGACAAACAAUCAUUGACAAGUGGAACGGAACCCGAAUUACUUUCAUUGAUGCAUCCACGUUGCCAUACCGACCUCCCAUGGUACCGCUUGCCCAGGCCAGAUCCAACUUUGAUUCUGCAAUCGCCGACUCACUUGAUUUGAUAGCACUCGGCAUCUUCGAAGUCGCCGCGGGAACCGACAUUGACGAUCCCGUUCUUGGGCCUACCAUUACUCGUCUUGCAAAACGCAUUAUCACACCGGACUCCCCUUUGUUGAUGUUUUCAGAUACGCAGCGAGAACUUGUGCUAGGACAUCUGACCGGUUUCGAACUCGAAUUCGUCAUUCCCCAAAAGUAUAUCAAAGCAGCUGCCGACUUACUGGUCACUUCUGGAUACGCCAAAUGCACGGAUCCGUCCUGUAAUGAGCUAACCAACGACCGGACUCCUGGUGUAAAUCACCCCGCGGAGGUCAUUGUAGCGUGGAACCGAUUUCAUGCGGUUGGCGUCUCUCACUUCCACAUGAAAGAUGACUUUGUCGUUCAUCUUUUACCACAGUCCAACAUUAUCCCCUGGCUCCCCGAAAUACAGCCAGGGCCACCUGCCGAUGACGAUGCAGACCUGAUGCUCACUACUGACCGUACCCUUCCAGCUGCAGCUGAGAAUGGGCCAUCUGGAGCUUGGAGGCGCCGUUAUCCUGUCAAGAUCUUAAACCCGGAUUCUUUUACCGAGUCUGUACUGUGGCUAUUUUGUCGGGAUUUCGAGCAUGAUGAAGACCUUUCCGACAGAUGGUGCGACAUGAAAAUGGCCUUAAGGGACGAUGCCAUGUUCACGAAGUGCCUGCGGCCGGAGCUUCGAGCUGCGUGGGCCUGCUACAAUCGCCGCGACGAGUAUUACGCGAUACAUAUGUACCGCGAGAUCCUGUUGCUGCGCGAGCGACUAAUUGCAGAUGGUCGGCUUCCGAAAAACCUGCCAGUUAUCGACAUUGCUGAGUAUCAAGAUCCUGUGAGCGAGUAUUACGGUCUGGCCCCACCGGUAUAG
This is a messenger RNA of Aspergillus puulaauensis, 1218 nucleotides long. RefSeq lists its product as uncharacterized. Lineage: Eukaryota; Fungi; Ascomycota; Eurotiomycetes; Eurotiales; Aspergillaceae. The transcript has 4 exons. The record is from RefSeq and is a predicted model, not a curated record. Bases 1 to 1218 code for a protein of 405 amino acids.